AGGGUCUUAUCACCACUGGACUCCGAGUUCCGAGAGCAUCGACUCGAGGCCCAGUAGUCGGUCUUCAACAGCCAACUAUUGCGCUCUCCCAGAUUUCGUCAAUUUAGGUUACGUGCACAAUGCGUUUACGAGAAAACAUUCGUUUGAUUGGUUAUGUGGAUUUCCAAAUUUUCGGGAAUAAACUACCAUCAACUCGUCAAGUUUUAAAAGUUUUAUUUUUCAACACACGAGUGUCAGGUUUUGACAUAAAAACAAGUGCAGCAUUAGCCGUACGUGAAACUAUGAUUUUUUGGAAAAAAGCCAGAUUAAAAACGAAGCAAGAUUAUAACUGCGUAACGAAACUGAUGGAUUUACAUCAACAAUGGCAUCUAUUGGGAAAAAAUAUUAAUGCCCCAAGCAAUAAAAAGAGGGAAGAGGAAUUUUGCGGUAAACUAGAUGACCUCUUUGACAUCGCCCAUCAAGAUGUGCUUGCAGGCCUCGACGAUAUAAGAACGGAAUUUCUGCAAAAUCAAAGAAAGCCUGGUCGUAUCGGUUUCAUCUGGGAUAUCCAAAGCACAUAUGAUUUGAUGGAGGCAGCAGAAUUGCGAAAAACAACCGAUGCGUUACAGAAGUUGGAGAGAAUGGAACAGGAAAGAGCAUUAUUUGAUGAGAUCGUGGAGUUGGCAUCGAGUGAUGGGUGAUUGUGGCGACUUUUCACAAGCGUUGUCACAAAAAUCCAUUGGCACACUUUCGAAUUAUUCCACAGAAGACCAUCCUGCAGAUGAUGCUGGUCCAUCGAAUCCGAAAAAAUCUCGAGGCAUUGUAGAUGUGGUGAACGACAAACUCAUCGCGGUUCUUGAUAGGUUCAAGGUUUCUGAUACAUCGGCCGUUCAUUUAAUCGCUUCUGUAGCUCAAUCUCUUGGAUUCGAUUUAAAUACGUUGAUUGUUAAUCGGAGUUCGAUAAAGAGAAAGCGUGAAAAAUUACAUGAAAUGAGGUCCAUGAGAAUAAAAUGCAUGUUCCAAAAUACUGACUUGAGAGCCGCUGUUUUACAUUGGGACGGAAAACUUUUGCCUGAUUAUGAAAGCGGUAAGAAGUUUGAGAGACUACCCGUUUUGAUAACAAACAGUGAUUCUGAGAAGCUGUUAGGUGUCCCAAAACUUGAAAAUGGGAAAGGCAUUACGCAAGCGAACGCCAUUCAUGAUGUUCUCGAUGAGUUGGGUGCUUUGAGUUCGAUAAAAGCUCUUUGUUGUGAUACAACGGCUUCGAACAUGGGUGUCACGAAUGGCGCGGCGGUUUUAUUAGAACAAAUGUUAAAGAAAUCUAUUUUAUACCUGCCAUGUCGACACCAUAUUUUCGAAAUAGUUUUGAAAAGCGUUUUCAAUGCGAAAUUAAAAUCCCUUUCGACUGGACCAGAUGAACCAAUUGUAAAACGUUUUAAAGAUUCCUGGUCGAAAAUUGAUUCAACAGCAUUUCGCAUCGGAAUUGAUGAUAAAAAAGUACAGCGAGCGUUGUAACUGUGGAGAAUAUCAGGAGAAUAAAUUCAUUUGUUGAAUGGGCAUUAGAAACGGAUCAACCUCGAGUGGAUUACAAGGAGCUUUUGAAUUUAACAAAAUUAUUUCUCGGAACCGUCCCAUCGCAAGAAGUCGUUAUACGUUCACCGGGUGCAAUGCAUCAUGCACGUUUCAUGUCCAAAGCUAUUUAUUCUUUGAAAAUAUUUUUGUUCCGAGACAGUUUUGAAAUGACAAAAACUGAAUAUCAGGCGAUCCGAGAUGUAUCGGUUUUUAUCGUAACAAUUUAUCUGGAAGCGUGGUUCACUGCUCCACUCGCAGGAGCAGCUCCAAAUCACGAUCUUCAGUUUUUGAAAAAACUCUAUAAUUAUAAGAGCAUCGAUAGAGAGAUAGCUAAUGCAGCUAUGCAAAAAUUGGUGAAUCACCUUUGGUUUUUGAGCCCUGAAACGGUCGCCUUAUCAUUUUUUGAUGAGAAUUUAUCAUUGGAAGUGAAACGUCGCAUGGUGUCCGAGUUGGGCCCGCUCGACGUAAUCGAAGAAAUUGAUCAAAAUUGCCAGAAGAAAAUUGUAAUAAACGUAAAAGACGUUGGUAGUUUUUGUGACAAAGAGAUGGAUCAUUUUGUAACAUCGCAAACCCAGAAUUUUUUUUUCCGAUUUGAAAUUGCUCAAUCGUUUCUACAAAUUGACCCAUCUCUAUGGUCUGAAAAUGAGAGCUUCCGAGAAGGUUCGGAAAUUGUCAAAAAAUUAAAAGUUGUGAAUGAUGCGGCAGAAAGGGCUGUUAGUCUAUUCACAGAUUUCAAUAAUAUUCUGACGCAGAAUGAAAAACAGAAACAAUACAUUCUGCAAGUCAUUGAGGAACAUAGGAGGAAAUUCCCUGAUUCAAAGAAAAUAACGGUCAUGCAAAAUUUAUGAAUAAAGCAAUCGGUUUAAGGAAGUAUUAUGAUGUUCUUUGCUAUAUCAUUUAGAAAUACAUGCCAGGAUCAAAAUCCUUAAUAUAAUAUGUGAUGACUUUAGCGAUUUUAACUUCUAUAUUUAUAAACUAGAACUUCUAUUCGGACCUUCUAUAAUAAUAAAAAAUGUGUGAAGACUUAACUCAUUUUAACUUCUAUAUUUAGACCUCUGGAAAAUACUUUUAGACUUUUUUUUCUAUUUUCAGCGAUUUCCGAGAAUUUACUAUCUUCGGAAAAAAGAUUCCUUAUUUUUAACCUCUGCCAUUUUAUUCCUCCUAUUUUGAGCUCUCCAAACGACGUUCUUCGAUUUUUUUGCUUUAUUCCGCGUUUUUCGAAACAUACAGAGAAUAAAGAUGUGAUUGAUCUAGUGCAAAAAUGCUUGUAUCGAAUUCCAAAAAAUCCCACAAAAAUGUAAUAUUACUAUCAACAUUUUCUGAGCAUUUACGAUUUUUUAGCUGAUAUAUCGGGCGACGAUAAAAAAAAGAUAUAAAAUUACGAAAAAUCAAUGCUUUUCUUAUGGGAAAAAGUAAAGCUUCUUAGCGGUGGGUAAAUAUGAUGGGAAAAUUUUUUUAAAAUUCUGGCAUUUUUUUUGAAUUAUUUUGAAGCAAUUUAGGGAGUAAGACCAUUAAAAUUCAAUUUUGCCCUUCUUAAGGACAGGUCUAAUGUAGCAUAGUAUAUUAUUAAGAAAUGUUAUAAUGAUUUUAGAACGGUAAAUACUAUUCAAGUUCAUUUUAUCAUGAAAAAGAUUUUGUGCAGAGUUGUUAAUAUGACUCGGUAGUGCAUUGUGAAAAGUUUACGUCUGACAACGUCGGGCGUUCAGGUACCCAUAACAUCAAGUUAUU
This is a messenger RNA of Venturia canescens, 3279 nucleotides long. RefSeq lists its product as uncharacterized. The record is from RefSeq and is a predicted model, not a curated record. Lineage: Eukaryota; Metazoa; Arthropoda; Insecta; Hymenoptera; Ichneumonidae. The transcript has 2 exons. The coding region runs from base 598 to 1494 and encodes 298 amino acids.